UUUUAUAAAAAGGCAAUAAACGGCAAACUUCACACGUUUUUCUUUAUCUACCUAAUUUUGUCUUUAAUUUGUAAUUUUCUUUUUUAUGGUAAUUCUGAGUUUCAAAGGUUCUUGAUUGUUAAGAUCGAAAGCAAAGACCAAAAAAAGGAUAAAGAAGAAGUAGUGAUUGAUUGACAGACAGAUAGAAAUGGCAACAGAAAGCAAUCAAAACGUGGUGAAAGUGAAGCCAAGCAGUAGUAAUUUUGAUGGUUCCAAAGGAAAGACUGAAUCUUCGAUGAAAGCUAAGAAAAUUGAGAGCUCAAACAAACAACAACAACAAUCUGUUGUUGAUUCAAAGGAUAAAUCUAUCUCAGUUGUAACUAAAACUGAGGUAAAAUCAAAAUCAGCACCGAGUUCGUCAAAAACUACGACGACAACCACUACCACUAGAGUGAGACAGAAGAAAGUAUACUCCUUGCCAGGCCAGAGAUAUGAUCCUCCUGAAGAGAGAGAACCACUUAGGAUAUUCUACGAGUCUUUGUCUAAACAGAUUCCAACUAGUGAAAUGGCAGAAUUUUGGAUGAUGGAACAUGGCUUACUAUCCCCAGAGAGAGCCAAAAAGGCACAUGAGAAGAAACAGAGAAAGCAAAAAAUGCAACGAUUUGGAACUCCCAUUAAAUCUACCAAACCAUCCACUAGUAAACCUGAGAGUUCUCAAAAGCCGCAGCAGUCAUCAAAGAAUGGAGACCUUAAAGCCAAGAGGAAAAUCAGCAAUGACAGUGACGACGACAACUUUAUUUUAAGUUCGAAAAGGAGGAAAGGUUAGUCUUUGAUCUAGCAUUGAGGGGGUAAUAUGCAGACCUAAAGUUCUACAUCACUACUCUUUCCUUCCAGAUUGAACGGCUAAGUAUUCAUCCACGGACCAUGUACAGAAACUAAUGGCAGAGCAUGGAGAUUUUUUCCUCAGCAUUUACAGCACAGAGCUAUCUCUUUUUCUAACAAUGUGGUAGUCAUAAUUUAAAUGCCCGUGCACGGGCAAUACAUGUGACAGACAAGCGGUGAAUAAGCAUGAUUCAGACUGUUUUUCCAUAUCAGGCCACAAUACAUUUUGGAUCAGAUGAAUGUAAAGUUUCACUGGUCAAUAAAGACUCUGGAAACUGGUACUGUUUGAUUAUCUGAUCUGCAAUGGAAAUAUCUUGUGGCUUUGGUGAAAGAAUGGUCUGUAUUGUGUACUGUUUUCAAAUUUGCCACUGCGUUGCAUCAGGUAAAACAGGUUUUGAGUGCAUGAGAGAGUGAGCCAUGCUGAUUGUUAAUGAAUGUGCAGGGGAUAGUUCCUGAUUCCAGUAAACAAUCAUAAGUAAUCUUACAUGAUUGUAUCA
Messenger RNA from Populus nigra (black poplar), 1358 nucleotides. RefSeq lists its product as uncharacterized. The coding region runs from base 188 to 805 and encodes 205 amino acids. The record is from RefSeq and is a predicted model, not a curated record. The transcript has 5 exons. NCBI's taxonomy places the organism in Eukaryota, Viridiplantae, Streptophyta, Magnoliopsida, Malpighiales, Salicaceae.